Messenger RNA from Pieris macdunnoughi, 534 nucleotides. NCBI's taxonomy places the organism in Eukaryota, Metazoa, Arthropoda, Insecta, Lepidoptera, Pieridae. The record is from the annotation of a GenBank genome assembly.
AUGGCUGAUAAGAAAGACGGUGUUGAGCCAGAAGAAGAGUUUUCUGUAGAAAAAGUCUUGGACAGACGUAUAAGGAAUGGCAAGGUUGAAUACUUUUUAAAAUGGAAGGGUUACAGUGAUGCUGAUAACACAUGGGAGCCUGAAGAAAAUUUGGACUGCCCGGAUUUAAUUCAGACUUUUGAAGAAGCAAGAAAGAAAAAAGAAGCAGAAGGAAAAGGUGCAAUGAAAAUUGACAAAGAUACUAAGAAGAGGAAAUCUGCUGCUACACCCGACUUAAAAGGAGCUAAAAAGAGUAAGAGUGAUGACAAAAAACCAUCUGGUUUUGAUCGAGGUCUAGAACCGGAAAAGAUUAUUGGAGCUACUGACAGUAGUGGGGAGUUGAUGUUUCUUAUGAAGUGGCAAGGCACCGAUGAAGCAGACCUUGUACCAGCUAAGCAAGCUAAUGUUCGAUGCCCACAAGUUGUGAUUCAGUUCUAUGAAGAAAGGCUAACAUGGCACACUCCAGCACCAGAUGAAGGCAAUAAUGAUGAAUAG